AUGAUCUGUAGGCUCCUUUCCCUUCUCUGCCUGCGGCUGUGUGUUGGGCAAAUAGGCAUUCCUGAAAAUGGGCCUCCUUCCAAGCCCAGCCUCAGUGCCUGGCCCAGCACAGUGCUUCCCACUAAGAGCAACGUGAUACUGCGAUGUAAGAGCCCUACCCCAAGUAAACACUUCAUCCUCAAAAAGGAAGGUUUUGUUUUGGAUUUUGUAAAGCCGUACAAUUUGACUGAGGAGAUGGCUAACUUUCAUUUCACUGAGCUACGACAGAGUGAUGGCGGACACUAUACCUGUGAAUACUACAGCAAAUGGUCCCACAACACACUGUCACAGCCCAGUGAUGCUCUUUUCCUGUUGGUCACAGGGUACUUGCCUAAGCCCUCCUUCCAAGCCCACCACAGGGGCACAGUGACUGCAGGAAGCACGGUGACUUUGCAAUGCCAGAAAGCAGGCAGUGUACUCAGACCCAUACGGUUUGCAUUGCUGAAGGUGGGACACUCAACUCCUGUACAGACGAGGGGCUCAACAGGAAUGGUAUUAGACUUCACUCUUCAGAACGUGACAGCCAGAGACGCCGGGAAGUACAGCUGUGUUUACUAUCAGGCAAAGGCUCCUUAUCGGGCCUCAGAUCCCAGCAAUCUCCUUGAGAUCUCUGUGAUAGACAACCAUCUACCUCAAGAUUCUGCUGCAUCAACUUUCCCACCACAACCAAAGGAAACCUCAUACAAGCCCCUCGAUACCAUGACAGAAGACUAUACCAUGGGUAACCUCAUCCGGAUCGGUGUGGCCGCUGUAAUCAUACUGAUACUAGGAGGCUUUCUGGUUGAAGCCUGGCAUAGCGAGCGGCUAUCUCCAAAUAGACAGUGGUAA
Messenger RNA from Rattus rattus (black rat), 867 nucleotides. Its product is annotated as T-cell-interacting, activating receptor on myeloid cells protein 1-like. The record is from RefSeq and is a predicted model, not a curated record. Gene Ontology annotation, cellular component: plasma membrane. The coding region runs from base 1 to 867 and encodes 288 amino acids. The transcript has 6 exons. NCBI's taxonomy places the organism in Eukaryota, Metazoa, Chordata, Mammalia, Rodentia, Muridae.